Messenger RNA from Rotaria sp. Silwood2, 2250 nucleotides. The record is from the annotation of a GenBank genome assembly. Lineage: Eukaryota; Metazoa; Rotifera; Eurotatoria; Philodinida; Philodinidae.
UCAGAAGUGGUUGCUGACUUGAUUUUAAUAUAAAAAACUGAAAUAUUUUGGGGGCAGAAAAACGGCCUUAUCCGCCCUCGUCCUUUGUAAGUUGAAUAUAAUAAAUUUUUCAAAUAAGAGAAGGAAAACUUUUUACGUGAUAUUCUAACAAUCGAACCAAGAUUUUGUAAUGAUGAUAUUUCUUUGAUACCAUGCAGUUAUACUAGGCAUUGAAAUCUGUAUUUAUGCACUUUUGGAUUAUGACUAACUGUAGCUCUAAAUAGAAGAUCAGCUCGAUACUAAGUUUUUGCGUUUCAUAUACACAUUAACUAAACAUAUGAGUAGAUAUAUGUCACAAAAUAAUUAGUAUGCUAUCAUACAGAUGACGCAGGAUAAAUAGUCGUUAGUGAUUUGUUCAAAAUCAUUUUCAUGACUAAUGUUAUUAAAGUUUACAUUCAGAAUCUUGUGAAUACGUAUUAAAUGACAGUUGAUGUUAAUUUGAAAUUGUAUAAUCUCAUAGAACACUCCAAAAUCAAAAUUUUCAUGAAUUUUCUGUGAUAGCUAAAUGAUAAUAUUAAAUUUUUGCAUAUGACAUAUUCUUGUUUCUUUCUUUGUUAAGGAUAAAUUACUUGAUCCAUCAUCAGUUAGUCAUUUAUAUGCAAUAACACCAACAGUUGGAUGUUUAAUGACAGGCAUGGUUGCCGAUUCUCGAUGGCAAGUUCAAGGAGCUCGAUAUGAAGCAGCAUCAUGGAAAUAUAAGCAUGGUUAUAAUAUUCCAGUUGAUGCUAUAUGUCGUCGUAUUGCUGAUAUUUCACAAGUAUAUACUCAAGAAGCUGAAAUGAGACCACUUGGAUGUUCUAUGAUAUUAUUUGGCAUGGAUGAAGAAAAAGGUCCAAUGUUAUACAAAACUGAUCCAGCUGGUUAUUUUUGUGGAUUUCGUGCAACUAGUGCUGGUGUAAAACAAAUUGAAGCAAAUAAUUUCUUAGAAAAACGUAUUAAGAAAAAAUCUGAUUUAACCUAUGAUGAAGCUAUUGAAUUAGCCAUAUCAACAUUAGCAAAUGUUCUUUCAACUGAUUUAAAACCAAGUGAAAUCGAAAUUGGUGUUGUUACAAAAGACAAUUUUAAAUUUCGGUAAGUUUGUUUUUCUUAAUCAUUACUUAACUAAUCAACAUAUAAAUAUAUGGUAUGUUUUUGUGUUUACUUAGGGUAUACCAAAAGUUCGUGGCCCGACAUUUAAAAUUUUAUAAAACAGUAAAUAUUGAAUAUUUUAUUAUGGGAAUACAUAGUAUAACGUCUCGUCUUUAAUAAUCUAUAGAGAAGCUCUGUCUUGGAUUAAGUUCUAACAUCCUGCUAGAAUAAAGAUAUAGUACUUAUAGCCAAGAAAAGAUCCUGAAAAUAUAAAACCAGAAUACAAAAAGUAAGAGAUAUUCGCAGUUUUAUUUUAUUAAAUGCUCAAAAUAAUCACCAUUAUUUUCGAUACAAAGUUCCAUCCUCUCUAACAGUUUAUCGAAAGUCUUUUUAAACUCGUUUGUUUGAAUAUUCUUCACUAUAGUGGAAACCUCCUGAGCUAGCGAUUCUUCAUUUGUGUGAUCAACCAACUUGUUCUUGAUAUAAUCAUUUAGCCAAAAGUCACACGGUGCAAGAUCUGGUGAAUAUGGUGAAUGUGGAAUGAUUUCGAUACCUUCCUCUGUUAAAUACUCAACAACAUCUCGAUGAGCAUGAGAAGGACCAUUAUCGUGAAGCAUUUUAUAUUUUGUGCGUGAUGACUUUUCCUUUUUUCUUAUUUCAUUGAUAACAGGUAUAAGGCAGUUAUCGAUAUAGUAGUUAUGAUCGAUGGUCUUGCCUUUAUCUACUUUGUGUAUAAGAACAGGGCCAGUGGAUUUAAAGAAGAAGCAAAACAAUGUUUUAGGUUCAUAUCUAUUCCGACGAACAAUAGUCCUUGGUGGUUCAUUUUCACCAACCCAGGUAGACUUGCUUGACUUUCGACCAAUCUGUCUGUGAUAAAUCCACGUCUCAUCACCAGUGCUAAUAUCACAUAAUCGCCAUGUUCCGUUCCUAAAUUUCUCUAAAUUUUGACGGCAAAUUCGAACUCUUUCUUGUUUUUGUUCGUCAGUAAGUUGAUGAGCAACCCAACGAGACACACCUUUCUCAUCUUUAGAUGAUCAUGGAUAAUUCAUUCUAUUGUACCACGCGAUAGAUCAGUCUUAACAAUAAUAUCUUCAUAAGUUGAGUAGGGAUCAUCUUCGAUAACUUGUCGAACAUAUUCAAUAU